Penicillium malachiteum is the source of this 1140-nucleotide messenger RNA. RefSeq names its product transcription initiation factor TFIID subunit 11 family protein. Gene Ontology annotation, cellular component: transcription factor TFIID complex; nucleus. The coding region runs from base 1 to 1140 and encodes 379 amino acids. The record is from RefSeq and is a predicted model, not a curated record. Gene Ontology annotation, molecular function: protein heterodimerization activity; transcription coactivator activity. The transcript is spliced from 2 exons. Lineage: Eukaryota; Fungi; Ascomycota; Eurotiomycetes; Eurotiales; Aspergillaceae. Gene Ontology annotation, biological process: RNA polymerase II preinitiation complex assembly; transcription initiation at RNA polymerase II promoter.
AUGUCGUCACCACCACCUUACCAAACUCCUUCAAAUCCACUGAAACGCCCGUCUAUCUCAUCGGCGUCAUCUCAGCCGAUUGGCAAGAAACAACGUAUGCACCCGCUUCGCCAAACCUCUUUCCCGACACAUCUCGAAGCCCCAGAGCGCAGCUUCGGCGCGACAAGUGAUGCUGGUAGUGUCACUGGAAGUUACACAGGAAGUCUUGGGGGCACCAGCGCAGAUGGUGUCUUUGCAGCAGCUCGGGGGAAGAAGCGCGGGCGCAAGAGUAAGGCGGAUAAGGAACGUGAGCGCGACGAUGCGAUGAGUACGCGAACUGGUGAUGCGGGCCGAUUUGGCUCCGCGGAUGCCGAGGGAUCAGUACGCGGCGGCGGAAGAGGAGGGGAUGAUGGAGAUGACGAUGACGACGACGAUGAUGAAGGAGAGCUUCUGGGUCGAGAGGAGGGUGCCACAGAUACCGAGGCUGAAAAGAAGAAUUUGGCAAUUCUAGUUGAUGCAUUCAACCCUCUUCAAUCUGAGCGAUACGACCUGUUUAAGCGAACCAAGCUUCGAAAGGAAUCCCUCCGUCGAAUCGUCAACCACGCUCUUUCGCAGUCUGUACCCGCCAGUGUGGUGACUACUGUUAAUGGUUUUACCAAAGUUUUCGCUGGUGAGAUGAUUGAAAAGGCGCGAACGGUCCAGGAUGAGUGGGCGGAUGCUUUUGACCAGUCGGCGCGUGCUGCCUUCGAUGCUGAAGAAGCUGCGGCAGAGAAAGCCGCUCAGGCUAGAGCGGAUGCCCAAGCUGCGGCACAGGCCAGGGCAGCAACCUCAACACCGUCGGGGACUCCCGUCCCAAUGAGUAAUGGCAUCAAGCAAGAAUCACCCGGUCCAUCGCAAUUGCGCUCUUCUCCUCAUCCUAUCAACAUCAAGUCCAUCUCGUCUCCCGGUCCCCUCCGUCAACGACGCGAAUUUCGCGCACCUCCCAACCCUCAUCGCGGUCAGCUUUUACCAUCCCAUUUACGUGAAGCACUACGACGAACGAAGCGAGAUGGCGAAGGAGGCGGUGUUGGUUUUUCAGGAUUGAGUAUGGAUAAUCUCGGUGUCAAAGGUGCAUUUACCUGGAACUCGGGUACUAUUGGUGGACGCAGACUCUUCCGUUAG